AUGAUCAAGAUUACCAUUCGACUCGUUGGACAAGAGAAAGAUAUAUUAUACGAAGGAAUUGAUAUUGAUCCACAGAUUUACAUCUAUGACGUAGUGAUGUUGGUUAAAAAAGUGACAAAAAUACCAGAAAAUUAUCAAGAGAUACAUUUCCGUGGUGAAGAGCUACCUGAUACUUGUCAUCCGUUCGAAUCUAUUAAGGAAUUUGAAGAAAUAAUAGUGAAACAUACUUCACUUGAUCGGUGGAGCCUAUACCGAACUUACGUAGAGAACGUCAAAAAGCGGGUAAAAUAUGUUGUUGAUAACGCUGAAAGAGCCGUCAAACAUCAUCAGUACUUGAUGGAAGAUGGCUUUUUUGAUGUGUAUCCCGAUUUCGAAGAAUACCGUCGAAAACACCAUCCUGAAAUUGCGGCAUGGGUAGGAGGUGUUCUGGAAUUAAUGGUCAAUGACGUAAGUGACCAUUUUCUCUUCCAACACAGACGGCAAGGAGGAAAAUCACUAGCCAACUUCAAGUAUAACUGGAACCCAAGAAUAAAAGAUAUGAGCGGAACCCUGAAGGGAAUCACUGCUUACGUCCAGCUUCAUAAAGAAGAGCAGCCAACCAAAUACUUGAUCGAAUGCAAUCACAAUGCAAUUUCUUCAAAAGAAUUUUUUCUGGAUAUUAUCAAAAUGUUUUGCUACAAAAUUUUGGAACUUCUGGAAGUUGGACCGGCAGUUCAAUUCAUCCUUCGUCCCCAACGCAGAGGCAAGAGGAUCACAUACAUUGCUUGUACUUGGCGUGAUGAUUUCAUCCCCUUAUCUAAACUUACCGAUAAAAGUGAAUUCAGUAUUGAAGCACUUAUCCAAUUACGUUUGCUGAAUGUGCUUCUAUUCAUCGGCGAUCUUCAUGGCGACAAUUGUGGUCAGUGGAAGUCCACAGAUAACGCCGCUGUUGUUGAUCCGAUCCCACUUCCGUAUGCGACUUAUCCAGAUGUUAAAAGAGCCGUGCAUGCUCCUUUCGAACUAGCUUGGGAUGAUGUGCCUCGCAAGUUGCUUUUGGAACAUCCUCAACAAAAAUUUUGGGAUAUUGCCCGAAAAAGUUUGGAUAAGUGGAAUCUGCUUGACAAAAUAAAGCAAGCGAAUGAAUUAAUCACGGAAGAAUUAGCUUGUGAAUCUAAAUAUACCGUGACAAACGAUCUGGACAAUCACUUGGAUGCAGUUAUAGCCAAUUUGGAAAAGCUCUUGAAUGAGUUAGGUUUGAGUCAAUAA
Molecule: messenger RNA, 1245 nt
Organism: Auanema sp. JU1783
Lineage: Eukaryota; Metazoa; Nematoda; Chromadorea; Rhabditida; Rhabditidae
Source: the annotation of a GenBank genome assembly